Molecule: messenger RNA, 1528 nt
Organism: Mycetomoellerius zeteki
Lineage: Eukaryota; Metazoa; Arthropoda; Insecta; Hymenoptera; Formicidae
Gene: Rho1
Product: ras-like GTP-binding protein Rho1
Exons: 5
Coding region: 829-1437 (202 amino acids)
Biological process (GO): small GTPase-mediated signal transduction
Molecular function (GO): GTP binding; GTPase activity
Source: RefSeq, a predicted model, not a curated record
GCGGCCAUUCGCCGCACACUCAACAGAUUGAGGUGUGGCCAACGAGGGCAGCCAUUUUCUUGAUUUUCUGUCGCAAGAUUUCAGGUAAAUACGCAAAUAUAUCUUAAAUUAACGCCGAUCGGAGUGGUGAGAGGGUGCGUGGUGCGUCGUGCGUGCGGACGUCGCGAGCGUUUCCGGGCGCGUUGAAGAUCCCACCGGGACGUCGGGCCUCGAGUACGGUGCUAAAAGAGAGAGAAAAAAAGGAGCCUCCUUCUCCGUGAGCAGAGUAAGGAAGAGAGAGGGAGAGAGCGAGACAGGGAUAAGUAGACGGGGGGGAGAGAGAAAGAGAGGGUCGCGCCAGGAGCUCUCGAGGGAGUGCCAUGCGUUGCGAAUCUCGUCCGCUCGGUAUCACCGCACGGCGAGGCGCGCUCUGAACACGGUGUCUGGACGGUAUCUCGGUUCAGUUCACAAGUUCGAUUCCGCGUCGCCCGUCGGUCGUGCGUUUGCGAUUCGUGCUUAGUCUACGUCCACGUCGUCAUCGUUAUCUUGGUCGCCGCCGUCACCGCCGCCACCACUGCCGAGUGCCGCGGAGCCGAGCAAGUAAAUCCGUGCGACGGAACUCUUGGAAUGUUCUCGGGCUCUACCUGACACUACGUGGCCGUUUAGUCCACACAGAGGGUGUAAUGAGUGACAAGCGCGAUUGAAAGGAACACAUACACACACCCCUCCCGAGGUAGCAAUAUUGUCGUCCUCGUAGGAGAGGCGCUCGGCAACUGGAUUUAGGGGUCAUCAGAGGUGACUGCUGCAUGUCUUCUGACGCCGAUCGCUUGCUCGUCCUCGUGGAACUCUAUGUUUCGAAGAAAUACACGAAAGGGAUUCAUGGCAGCCAUUAGGAAGAAGUUGGUUAUUGUAGGCGAUGGUGCUUGUGGUAAAACAUGUCUUCUCAUAGUGUUCAGCAAAGAUCAGUUUCCUGAGGUGUACGUACCCACAGUAUUCGAGAACUAUGUCGCCGAUAUCGAGGUGGAUGGUAAACAGGUGGAACUGGCUCUUUGGGACACAGCUGGACAAGAAGAUUACGACAGGUUGCGUCCGUUGUCGUAUCCAGACACGGAUGUUAUCUUAAUGUGCUUCUCCAUCGAUAGUCCCGAUUCCUUGGAGAACAUUCCCGAGAAGUGGACACCAGAGGUGAAGCACUUCUGCCCAAACGUGCCCAUUAUCCUUGUUGGAAAUAAAAAAGACUUGCGCAAUGAUCCUAAUACCAUCAAGGAGCUCGGCAAGAUGAAACAAGAGCCAGUUAAGCCUGAGGAGGGUAGGGCCAUGGCGGAGAAAAUCAAUGCUUUCGCCUACCUUGAGUGUUCUGCCAAAAGCAAGGAAGGCGUAAGGGAAGUUUUCGAAACGGCAACUCGAGCUGCAUUACAAGUAAAGAAGAAGAAGAGGGGAAGGUGUAGGCUUUUUUAAGAUGUUGUGACAAGUGAGCCCGUGGUUAUGGGCAAAAUUACGGAAUUGCGGAACUAGCUGCAAAAAAGCUAGUCAUAAUACCGCAGACAAG